Molecule: messenger RNA, 624 nt
Organism: Ramularia collo-cygni
Lineage: Eukaryota; Fungi; Ascomycota; Dothideomycetes; Mycosphaerellales; Mycosphaerellaceae
Exons: 1
Coding region: 1-624 (207 amino acids)
Source: RefSeq, a predicted model, not a curated record
AUGUCCGAUUUCGAAGACCACGUCUCUCCGAUCCUCCUCCCACCACGAACAGCAGCCCAGAAACUCCUCACCUGGCGCAGUCUCGUUGGUGCAGAAAUCCUGCAAUCCGCAAGAUCCAGAGUCUUCAUAAACCUCCAAUAUCACUAUCUCGGCCCGGGCUCCAAGCUUCUUCUCGACCAAAAAGCAGCCGCAAUUCUUCGCGAAACAUUCUCACCCUCUACAACCAUAGAGUUCUCCAUCAAGAUCCACCUUCCCAUUCCAGAAGGUCUGAAGACCCAGCAAGGCCUCCCACUUACCGGGCUGGAUGUUCUGGGGAACGUAAGCGAGUCUGCCAGCGAGUGGAGAGCGCGUGUCAAUGAAGCAGCGGAAACGUUUUGGAGGGACUGGUGCUUGGUGAACACCAUGCCGGAUUCCGAUGACCGUAUGGAGGCUAUCGUCGAUGCGGCUGUGGAAGCUUUGUUGUGCGGYGUCGAUUCGAUUGGAGAUUUCUGGAGGCCAACUUUCGGGCCCGUUUUGCCGCCCGUCAUGGACUUUGAGAGGGAAGAAGUGGAGCGUAGGAAGAGGGAAAGGGACUGGCAAGAAGUGAGGGAGAGGAAUCGAAGGAUCGUUGUGGGUGAUGAUUGA